Cotesia glomerata is the source of this 1373-nucleotide messenger RNA. It is a transcript of the gene Hao, whose product is annotated as peroxisomal (S)-2-hydroxy-acid oxidase GLO3. The record is from RefSeq and is a predicted model, not a curated record. The transcript is spliced from 7 exons. Gene Ontology annotation, molecular function: oxidoreductase activity; FMN binding. Bases 158 to 1258 code for a protein of 366 amino acids. NCBI's taxonomy places the organism in Eukaryota, Metazoa, Arthropoda, Insecta, Hymenoptera, Braconidae.
AUGUUUAAUCACUCGAUGUUGUUGAUUGUACAUUUGUACGCCAACAUCAGUAAGGGUCCACGUUACAUAGUUCAAAAUUCCAUUGAUAAGUUUUAACACUUGAAGAUUAAUUGCGCUCUUGAGUGGUCGUAGAAAUUAUUGCUAUUUAAAAUAAAAAAUGGAUAAUUUUGUUUCUGUUGAUGAUUUUGAAAAAUCAGCGCUUCAAAUUUUGCCAAAAGCGAUUAAAGAUUACUACGCAAGUGGUGCGGGAAAAGAAUUUACGCUUGAGUGGAACAAAGAUGCGUUUAAAAAAUACAAAAUUCGCCCGAAAGUCUUGACAAAUGUUUUGAAGUGUAAGAUAAGUGUGGGGAUUCUUGGGGAAGAAAUAUCGAUGCCGUUGGGAAUAGCCCCGACGGCUAUGCAGGGAAUGGCUCACCCAGAUGGCGAAUGUGCUACUGCUAAAGCUGCCGAGCACAUGAAAACAAUAUAUAUCCAGUCAACAAUAUCGACAAACAGCAUUGAAGAAAUAUCAAAAGCAGCGCCUAACGCGAUAAAAUGGUUUCAACUCUACGUAUUCAGCAAUCGCCAAGUGACCAUUAAUCUAAUUAGACGCGUGGAAAGAGCAGGUUACAAGGCUAUUGUUCUCACUGUUGAUACCCCAUUUUUCGGAGUAAGACGCCGAGACGUUAAAAACAGAUUCGCUUUGCCGAGACACUUGAAACUGGCGAAUUUCGACGGUCACUUGUCUUCAAAAAUUAACUCUGCGGACUCUGGCUCCGGGUUGAAUGAGUAUGCCGUCGAUCAGUUCGACCGCUCACUGUCUUGGGACGAUAUCGACUGGCUCCAAAGUAUCACUAACUUGCCGAUUAUUUUGAAAGGAAUUUUAAGAGCCGAUGACGCUCUUGCAGCUGUCAAAAAAAGAGUCCAAGGGAUCAUAGUCUCUAAUCAUGGAGCUCGGCAACUUGAUACCGUCCCUGCGUCGAUAGAGGCACUACCUGAAAUAGUUAAAGCAGUUGGUGAUAAGAUAGACGUUUAUUUAGAUAGCGGGAUUAGACAAGGGACUGAUGUAUUCAAAGCCUUAGCUUUGGGUGCUAAAAUGGUAUUCUUCGGAAGACCAAUAUUGUGGGGCUUAACCCACGGAGGAGAAGAAGGAGCCAUAGCAAUCCUGAAACUGAUGAAACAAGAAAUCAAGCAGACGCUAGCUCUAGCAGGUUGCCGAUCAGUAGAUGAAGUAACUGCUGAUAUGAUAGUUCAUGAGUCACAUUACAGCCGUCUGUAAAUAACUUCUUGCGACUAAUUAUGCCUCCGAUCUUCGGUUUUAAAUUGAUGAAAAUUACAAUUACAAUUACGGGUUUAUAAAUAAAAGUAAACAAGAAGUUAAUAUCUUUACAACA